Molecule: messenger RNA, 1677 nt
Organism: Hirsutella rhossiliensis
Lineage: Eukaryota; Fungi; Ascomycota; Sordariomycetes; Hypocreales; Ophiocordycipitaceae
Product: lipase (class 3) domain-containing protein
Exons: 2
Coding region: 1-1677 (558 amino acids)
Biological process (GO): lipid metabolic process
Source: RefSeq, a predicted model, not a curated record
AUGCACACCGGCUUUGCUAAAGGCUGGGAAGAGACCUCGGAUUCGAUCAAAGACACCAUAAACAAAUAUCACAAGCUGUACCCAAGCUUCCGCCUACUUGCCACAGGUCAUUCCCUUGGUGGCGCGGUGGCGACUAUUGCCGCUGCCUACCUACGCGCUGAUGGAUUAUCAAUCGAUGUCUAUUCCUACGGCUCACCACGCGUUGGCAAUCCCGAAUUUGCUAAUUUUGUCACGAGGCAGCCUGGUAAUACAUAUCGUAUUACGCAUGGUACAGAUAUUGUUGCCAAGGUCCCCCCUCUAAUUUUCGGUUAUGCACAUACGUCUCCUGAGUAUUGGAUCAGCAACGUAUCUGCUACGGAUGGCGUCCAUGACUAUAAACAGAGCGAUAUUUUCGUAUGCACAGGUAUUGCAAAUCCUGACUGCAACGUUGGCACAUCGACUGUUGGGAGAUAUGACCAUUCCGACUAUUUUGGAAAGAUCGACGGAUGCAAGUCCACCUUUCCUGGGUUCGGCAAGCGAGCCGAAUCCGUGGACGGCAUUGAGCUUACAGACCAGUUGAUGGACAUGGUAGCGAAGGACCGGGCUAUGGCGAAGCACAGCGCUGAGAUGAGAAACGCGAUACUAGGAGGAGGGCAGAACCACACGCAACCAACGGUGACGAUCAUCAACGGCAGACGAUACAGCCGGCAGCAAAGCAGCAGGCACGGAAAGCUCCCCGCGUUUGUCUUCUACGGUGACACCCUAUGGCCGGCCGAGGCCAAGCGACAGGGCGGAUUCACCACGCCGGCUGAUAUCCUGGCUCAAUCCGGCAUUCCGGCCGCGGCAUACUCCUUGCGAACACACCUCAACAGACAAAACAUGGCACUCCAGCCAGAGACCUAUUUCCUCUCAACCUAUGAAACCUUCGGAGCGGCAGCCAAGGAUGCGGCAGCCAAGGCAGCCAAGUGGGGUGGAGCGUCAAACCCGGUAGUUUAUCUUGUCCAUGCUACACCAAACAUGAUCCGGGCAGGGAACGAGGUCGCCACCGCCGGAGGCAUCCUCUGGUCGCAGGUUUCUGCCUGGACCCAGGUGCCUCGUAGCUAUGCUCUUCCCGAGGAGGUGCCGAAAACCAAGCAGGAAUUGCACGAGCACUUCAUCAAAGCGUAUACCGAGAGACCUAAGCAAAUGUUCAACAAGAACCCAGACUAUAACACGACAUUCGACCGGUAUACUACUAACGAAAAUUCGAAGCUGCUGGACUCCAAGGAACCUAAAGAAGACUUCCUGAAUUUCAUGAGCGGAUUUGGGAGCGCCGUAGGCUUCCAUGGGAAACUCCCUCUUCUUCUUCCGGCGCCGGAAACAUUUGACGGUCAAAAAUCUGCGGAAGCUAAGGAGAUGAAUACUGUGCCUGCGCCGCACGAAGAAGGAGUCUUUGCAAAGAUAGGCCACUUUAUCUGGAAUCACCCCAUUGCGGUAGCCUCUAUUCCUGCAGUUCUGGCGCUUAAUCUGAUCCCAGGGGUGGGAGAGGCAGCAGAUGUCGCCGAACUCGCCGCUCUAAGCGCCGAUACUAUCGAGGCCGCCGGGGUGAUGGCUGAAAGCACAACGGUAGUCACGGAAGUUACACCACUGCUCGAAGGGGGGGUAACAGCAGGUAGUGGUGACAUAGAGCUUGAGAACCUGGCAUUAAAUGGCGUAUAA